AUGUCAAUAAUACAAACUCAACCUCUUCCUCCUCGGACUUCAAACUCCAAUAACACACCUGCACCUGCAUCUUCGAAGACACCCUUACCUCCCCUGGCGAAGAUAGAAAAGCAAUAUCGAAAAUUCCUAGCAAAAAGGUAUAUAUCGUUCGCCUGGAGGUCAGGUGUAUGGAUAUCUAUCGCAUUAUCUAGCUCCAUAGUCUUAUAUACGGGCUCAUUCGGUAAAAUACCAUUCGCCAUCAUACUUUCUCUACCCGUGUUCGUAGCUUUAGCUAUAUUAAUUAGAACAAGAAAGUCGUAUAUAACUCAACCCCCCAAACACCUUCCCCGCCCCACACUACUGGGCUCCUCCAUCUCGUCAAUAUGGAACGAGCGAUCCAUCACCCUCCUGUUCAGCUAUGCAAUCUUUAGUUUGACUAUAUCCAACGUAUGGUGUAUACUUGUUGGAUCAGAUGAAUUGGCUUUGUUCAGCCCUACGACACGACAUAAAUUAGCUCUGAACGAAAGGAGGAUUGUACUCUGUUCUUCCAACCUAGCUCUUUUCCUUGUGUUAGGUGUUAAAGAGGUAUUGGGCGAUAAAUUGAAGCCUGUAUGGCCCCAGAAGAAGAUACCUUUCGCCCGAGCUGUACAGAAUUCUAUACUCGACUCUCUCAAUUUCGAUACUUCCAAUGCCCUCUCAAUAUCUCUCGUCUGGUCGAUCGUUGUUCCUUUUGCCUAUCGGAUAGUACUCAGAGGGCAUGUCUGGCAAUGGGUCAAUUGGAGGAUAUGGGCUUUGUUCUUGCGCCCAUUCAUCGGAUCGUUUGCUAGAUCUUCCACUCGUGCACCUAGCGCUUGGACAUUAGCUCCUCAAUUGCUCGUACUUGAUCUAGUCGCAUUGCUCGUUCUGCAAUUACCUGUGAAAGCCAUGAUGCCUUAUCUUGUUCAGAAAUCACCUCUUAGUCCCGAGAGAUAUUUGAUCACCGCUCUGAAAUCGCAGGAUCCAUACUACCUCCAAUUCACUCUGAUGGAACUCUUGCGAAUCUCACAUAUUCCCUCGCACAGAAAAAUCUUUUUCUCCGAUAUAUCCAAGUCACCUAAUCUUGUUGUUGAGUUAUGGCAAGAAUUAUUACUCCAAUUAGGAUCAAUCAACUCCAAGUUAUCUUCCUCUUCUACCUCUGUACCAAGAUCAUCAGUACCUGCCAAACCAUCUGUACCGGAUCCACGAGCGAUCCCAAUCAAACAAGGCGAUAUAUUCAGACCCAUUGCGAAGAAGCAAUCCACUUACGGACUAAAAGAAAUUCUCGAUGGACCUAUACGAUCGACUCCACCUGCUCCUGAGCCUAUAGCCAAAGUGGGUAACUUGGCGAUACAGAAAGUCGAACAAGUACAAACUCAGGUGGUACAUCGGAUAGAAGCUACUCCGAUAGGUACGACUGCUCUAGGUGAAGUAAGGAGUUGUAGACAAGGUGCAUAUGACUGGAUGGGCAAGGAAUGGGCAAGGAGGAACAUAAGGUUGAGCGCGGGCGAUUGGAUCUUGGCUCAGAGGAUCAUCGAAAUCAUGACCACUUUUGCUGUCGCUUCUGUUGAAGAGGAUACGUAUGGAUAUGUCCAGCAGGUGCUUCCUGCUUCUCUUGAGGCUAUAGUGAGAGUUAGAGCGUCGAUCAUGGGGUUGGAAGCUAGGUUGGUAGGUCAGGCGGUCGUGUUGGGACAAGGGAGAGAAGGAGCAGUAUGUGAGAUAGGGAGGGAGCUGGGUGCAGCAAGGAGUGCAUGCGAUAACUCGAUAAGAAGGAUAGGAGAGAAAUUCGGUCCUUCAUUGGGCACUUUCAGAUUCCCACCUGCUAUAGCUCAGACACUAGGGGAGAUAUGCAAGUCAUAG
Messenger RNA from Kwoniella mangroviensis CBS 8507, 1854 nucleotides. RefSeq lists its product as uncharacterized. Bases 1 to 1854 code for a protein of 617 amino acids. The record is from RefSeq and is a predicted model, not a curated record. Gene Ontology annotation, molecular function: protein-macromolecule adaptor activity. The transcript has 12 exons. Gene Ontology annotation, biological process: spindle pole body localization; nuclear pore organization. NCBI's taxonomy places the organism in Eukaryota, Fungi, Basidiomycota, Tremellomycetes, Tremellales, Cryptococcaceae. Gene Ontology annotation, cellular component: spindle pole body; nuclear pore transmembrane ring.